AUGCCGCCAAGCAUCUGUAGAGAUCCUGGCCAAAUGGAAGCCAUGGAAAGGCCUCCUAUGAAUCAGGAAGAAUUUGACAGGCGGUUCGAAUAUGAAUUACCAUCAGAACACAUUAGUCCAUGUAUGAGAGUAGCCUACAUCACACGAAAAUUCUGGAGACCAUUUACUUCACCAAGAAACUUUGCCAAUACAUUAAUUUCUUUUUUACCCAUUCUCCAGUGGCUACCUAGGUAUGACUAUAAAAAUAAUCUCGUUCAUGAUGCGAUGGGUGGGCUGACAGUAGGUAUCAUGCAUGUGCCCCAAGGUAUUGCCUAUGCUUUACUUGCCGGUGUGGAUCCAGUGGUUGGUCUCUAUACCUCAUUCUUUCCCGUACUUUCAUAUAUGAUAUUUGGCACUUCACAGCACUGUUCCACAGGAACAUUCGCUGUCGUAGCUCUAAUGUGCGGGAAAGCUGUAAAUCGGCUUGCUGUCAAACCUCUAGAUGAUGACGAUUUAUUAUUAGCUAAUGCGACAGCAAUCGUCGAUGGUCCUACACCGCUCCAGGUGGCUUCAGCGCUUACUGUACUAAUGGGAUUGAUACAGGCAGCAAUUGCUGUACUUGGGCUAGACUUCGUCACCACUUACUUUUCCGACGAGUUAGUCGGCGGAUUCACUACUGGUGCUUCGAUGCAUGUAUUUAUCACACAAUUGAAGGAUAUAGCAGGAAUUACUGGUUUGCCACGACGAAAUGGUGCGGCAAAUGCUCUACUUAAAGUCUAUGAUCUUGUCAAAGCUUUGCCUCGAACAAAUGUCGUCACACUGGCGGUAUCAGCCGUAACUAUGUUUGUGCUCAUUCUUGGGAAGGAUCUCAUAAAUCCAAUAGUGCAGAAACGACUCCAUUGUCCUGUGCCAGUUCCUUUUGAAUUGCUUGCGGUUAUUGGAGGUACACUUGUCUGCCAAUUUGCACAGCUCAAGAAAAAUUUCAACGUUAGCACGGUCGGAAAGAUUCCAACAGGUCUUCCGGCUCCAAUUGUUCCCCGAGUGGAGCUCUUCUCUUCGCUUAUAUUAGAUGCUAUGUCCAUUACGAUUGUCGUAAUGGCCAUCCAUGUUUCACUGGCAAAAAUCCUUGCGAAAAAAUAUCACUACGAAGUGAACACUAAUCAGGAAUUCUACGCUAUGGGUUUCACAUCAGUGAUUAGUGGAUUUUUCCCUGUAUUUCCGCAUUCAAGUAGUAUUUCACGGACUAUGGUCAGCGCUGGAGCGGGAUCAAGAACUCAGCUUGGUGCUAUCUUCUCAAGCAUAUUUAUCUUCAUUGUUGUACAAUUUAGUGGUUCGUGGUUGCAACCGUUACCAAUGUGUGUGCUAGCAUCAAUCAUCGUAGUGGCUCUUUUGGGAAUGUUCGAAAAAUUUCAAACAUUAUCUGUACUAUGGAAGCUAUCGAAGAUUGAUUUCAGCAUAUGGGUCGUAGCUUUCGUUGCAACGUUGGGUAUAGACGUAAUGGAAGGUUUAGCUAUAGCCAUAUUUUUCGCACUUUUCACUACAGUAAUCCGAGAGCAGUGGCCAAGAUGGCAUAUUCUAGCCAAUAUCUCUGGAACGAAUGAUUUUCGCGAUAUGGAGCGAUAUAAGCACAUUUAUUUCUUCAAUAGUGUCUGCGUAUUGCGAUUUGACUCACCUCUCCUAUUUACAAAUGUGGAUCGUUUCCGCAAAAUAGUGGACAAACUAGCAAAUGACUGGAAUGGCAUGAGAUGCUGUGGCCAAAUCGACCCGAAAGCUAUUCUUGGAGAGAAUGAGAAAACCGAGACUGAAAAAGAAGAUACCCCGAAAAUGAAGCGAUUCCUCAUAAUCGACUGUUCUGGUUUUGCUUACGUAGACGUUAUGGGAGUAAAUAGUCUGAAAGAGAUUUAUGAAGAGAUGCGAUCGAGAAACAUCAAGGUUUUCUUUGCAGCUGCGAAAGCCCCGGUACGAGAACUUUUUGAAGCAAGCGGUCUCUACGCAGCAGUGGCUAAAACAAAUUUCUAUCCAACAAUUUACGAUGCCGUUUCAUUCGCACAGUUUGAGCAGGCAACACCUCCAUCGGACGACGUCAUAUUGGAUGAGGAAAACUCCUAUGAUAACGAUGCCGUGAAUACCGCAGACGAAUCCGUGCCCCCCUCAGCUCCCAAGGAUACUCGGACGUCAAAAUAAAAGCUGUCCUAAAAAUAAGUAUAGCAGAUGAUAGAAACCUUAUAAACUCAGGUUUCAGCUUGAUCUACACUUCACAUAACUGGUUGAGUUAUAUGCUUUAAUUCUUUUCUGUAACUGAACAGAAGAGGUUUGAUUUUCAUCGACUUACCGUAUUCCUCGCCAGUUUACAGAAUGCAAUCUCAAGUGUCUAUUAAAUUAUUUGUAAUGUCCGUGUGCAAAAUUUCUUUAGUGAGUUUUGCACUAAUUUUAACAACUCUCCAAAGCCCACUGUGAUACGAGUAUUCACUACGAUUACCCAUUCUAUCGUAAAGCUUUUCUCAUUGUUGUUGAUAUUUCGCGUAUU
Molecule: messenger RNA, 2506 nt
Organism: Cylicocyclus nassatus
Lineage: Eukaryota; Metazoa; Nematoda; Chromadorea; Rhabditida; Strongylidae
Source: the annotation of a GenBank genome assembly